Molecule: messenger RNA, 393 nt
Organism: Rotaria sp. Silwood2
Lineage: Eukaryota; Metazoa; Rotifera; Eurotatoria; Philodinida; Philodinidae
Source: the annotation of a GenBank genome assembly
AUGCUCAAACGACUCCCACUACCUACAGCUACCCUUAAUAUUAAAGCUUUGAAUAGUUCAACUUUGUCAGUAUUCUCACCAGAAGACACACUUGGUACUAUUUGGAAUCGGCUGAUGGUUGAAGAGCAGAAAUUGAGCCCAAAUUUCGAUGAAUACUAUACAAGUUGUGCUCCAGCUAUCUGUACAUACACAAUUGUACAGCGAAUGGAUCGGGUUUAUAUCGUUACAACCAUCAGUGGACUGUUUGGUGGCCUUGUCACUAGUCUUCGUCUUAUUGUUCCUGUUGCUGCAAAGCUUUUUCAUUUAAUUUUCUUUCAUCAACGUCGGCGUCGAUCAAAUAUUCAUGAUCAAGAGCUAGACCGCCAUGAAGGUAAGCAACCGUCUCAUACUUAA